This is a messenger RNA of Chaetomium strumarium, 1964 nucleotides long. RefSeq lists its product as uncharacterized. Lineage: Eukaryota; Fungi; Ascomycota; Sordariomycetes; Sordariales; Chaetomiaceae. The transcript has a single exon. The coding region runs from base 217 to 1473 and encodes 418 amino acids. The record is from RefSeq and is a predicted model, not a curated record.
CCUACUGCAGACUGCCCCGCGAAGACCCACGGGCAAGGCCUCCCCGCAACACGCUUCAUCAAGUUAUCAACCUCCAAGUUGACCCAGCAAUCGCAUCGCUUGGACCAUAUAUACCGACCACCCUCAUUUGUUCCUGCCGACACCACCAAAUAACUUCUAGUGCUUACCUAUAUACGUAGAUUUACAUUCACACCUGCAUCCACCAUUCACACAGCAAUGAUGGACCACGAGCAAUUCGGCGGCCGCACCGACGACGAUCUCUUCUCUGACGACAUCGAGCCCGUGGAGGAAGUCAUCACCCUCUCGGUACCAGACCAAGCGCCCAGUCAUGGCGUAUCUCCGGAACCAGAAGCGGCACCGGCCGCGCCACAGCCUGCCCCGACCACAGCACACCAGCCGCCCAAAUCCCUAGCCCAAUCCCGACACGCCCCGAGCCCACGGCCGGACAAAGCACCUCGCCCGCCCCGAAACAACAACAAGAAGUCGAAGCCCUCCUCGGACCACCCACCAAGCGAGCCGGCCUCAGCAUCGGAAUCGCGCGCCGGCGACCCCAGCGACGCAGCAACCAAGAAGCCGCCGCCCAACGCCCCGCGCGAGCCGUCGUCGACGCGCAACGCCACUGCCACCACCGCCGCCACCACCGCCACCACCGCGCGGCUCAACUCGGGCGCCAACCCGCGGACGAAGCUAACCGAGGAGGAGCUCGCGGCGCGGAUGGAGAAGAUGCGCCUGCUGGCGGCCGAGAAGACGCGGCGCUUCGAGGAGGCGCAACGCGACGAGAGCGAGCACGCGGCCGCGCUCGCCAAGGGACUGGAAGAGGCGCGCCGACGCAAGGCCCAGGAGGCCGAGCGGCGCAAGGCGGCCGAGGAGGAGAGGCGCAAGCUGGAGGAGGAGCGGGCCCGGAACCGGGAGCGCAAGCUCAAGGCCAUGGGCGCCAAGGAGGGCGGGUGGGAUAUUGGGAAGGAAGGCCCACAGGACGACGAUGGCGGGAGGGGGGCCUUCAGAGGGGCGCAUGGCGGGGUUAGAGGGACGAGGGCCUCGCGUGGGGGGUUGGGCGGCAGUCGGUUUGCCGUACCAGGGGAAGGCGUCGAGCUGGAUGAUGGCGGCCUGCCGGGCGGCGGGAGAGGUAAUGGCCGGGGGCGCGGCGGGAGAGGGAGAGGGGGCCGCGGCGGCAGUCGUCCGCUAUUCGACGCGCACGGCGACGGCGACGGUGACGGCGACCGAGCGCGUGCUUCGCGGAGCCGCGGCCGGGGCCAGGAUGCCGGUCCCGCGCCGGCGCCGGUGCCGCAAAAGAAGGCGGACCUCAGGCCCGAGGACUUCCCCGCUCUGCCCUCGUCGACCGCCGCACCGAGGGAAGCCAAGGCCACGUGGGCUGCGAAGCCGCCCGCCAUUGCCGACUUCCCCCUCGCCUCCCCGGUGGGCAAGUGGGAUGAAGAGGUGGCGGCGAUGGAUGCCAGCCAGUCGACGUCAUAGGCUGACGCGACUGUGUUGGCGGGGUGGCUGCCGAGGCGGCGGGGGAUUUAGAUUGUUGUAAUAUACGGGUCAUAUAGGGACCACCUUUUCGAGGGAUACUAGCUUGAGUGAAGCUGUACCCUCCAAUCUAUCGUUCCCUUGCUACUGCGGACACUGCUUGUUGUUCUCUCAACAGGAACACCAUACUUUUUGGACGCGCCAUGUUUAAUGAAUAUAAGAAUCAGGCAAGUAUUGCAUCCAGAGGCGUAUUGGUGGAACCGGCUUAUUAUAGCAUAUGGCAUCAACCCGGGUGGCAGAGCGGGUAAAGUUGAGUACACACGCUCUAUAUCCAAAUAACGCAGCAAUCCGAACCGAGAUAUCCCACCGUUGACCUCUUCACGCACAUGAACGCCAGACGCCAUACCAAUGCAAAGCCCACAGUGGAGGUUUGGUGACUACCACCCACGCCUCCCGCCCCUCGAUCCACGGUAACCCCCACCACUCCUCGGGCC